ACCAUAUAUACUUUAUAAAAUCGAAACUAGGAAGCAUAUCUGGUAUUACUAGCCAAUAUGCCGAGCAAAUACAGCGACGAUGUAGCGCUGGAAACGAAUCGUGAAGAAACUUCAGAAGAAAGCCCACAAAAUCUCGCCAACCCAGGGGAUAAUGUUCCUCCAGAAGGAAGACCACGGGAUUCUUCCGUAGAGUCUAAUGAUGAGGACGAUAUUGAUUACAGACCUUCAACUCCAUCUGAAAAUGAACAGGAUGGACCACAACAAAAAUCGUCCUCUAGAAAUCCGUUCGCUGACAGACAGAACUUCGUCCGACAAUUAUGUGACACCUCCUUGUUGGCAGCCAAUGUUUCACAACUCCGUGCCGUGUUGGACGGAAGUUCGACCGAAAACAUUUACUUUUGGCCACUGAUUGUUAUGAUCAGUUUGUCAAUUCUCAUGCACAUCGGAUUUGGAAUUCUAAUGAUUCAGAGGUGGAGAAAAGAAAGGGAGGCAGAAAUGGAACACAGAAGAAAUAGCAGCUCGGUUGCAGGCACACCUACUCCUGACUCUAACGUCUUAGCAAAACAAGCAAAAGGAACUCUGUGCUUUUGUUCGCCAUGUUUAAUGGUAGAAAAAUACGACGAAAUCAGCUUGUUCUUCAUGCUUUUACUUGUUGUUUUAAAUGUUGGUAUUGCAGGACUGGGGCUAUAACAAGCGCCAUCAAAUCUUACGUAACUGAGAUAUUUACAACUCAAGUACCAGUUUUCAUCAUCCAUAAAAUAACAUUUUUUAAAUCAAUAAUUAUUUUUUAAUUAGUUUCAUAUAAAGAUUUGUAUUUUAUUUUGUAUAGAGAGAAAAAAAAGACAACUUAUAUCACAGGCACCUAACAUUCACUUUGAUUCGCCAGUUCCUUUUUAAUAUAUAAGAAAUGUUUCCUAAAAAUUCGUGGAAUCUAUGUCAAUUAUUCAAUUCCCAUUGGUAUUUUGCACUUUUAUCAGACUCUUUGAAAGUGACACAGUUUUACUGGGUGAAAAUAUUACCCUUAUCGCUGCUAGUUUCUGAUUUUGUAGGCAUUUGAAGCGAGUGGGUAUACAUAUAGUAUUUAUUUAUCUGGGUUAGAUAGAUUCCUUUUUAAGCGCUAAGCGGAGCUUAUUGCUGCCAGUUGGAUUUUGCUUUCGUCAUCAUGUUUCCGGUUUAUCGCCUAUAGGGGAAAGGCUAUAAGCCCGUGAACUGAUCCGACCGGAAACUCUGUGCACUCAAACACACACAAAUUGCAUACGUCAUACCUUCUACUUUCGUUUUCCUAUAUAUGAUGCUGUACUCUGUUCACGGGCCUGAUUCUAACACGAAUUAAAAUGUGAUUCAGUUUCCGGGCCUGACUUUAAUACUAAUUAGGAUAAGAUUCAGUUCACGGGCCUCUAAUUAGGAUAUGAUCCAGUUCACGGGCCUGACUCUAACACUAAUUAGGAUGUGAUUGAGUUCACGGGAUUGCUUCUAACACUAAUUAGGAUGUGAUUCAGUUCACAGG
Molecule: messenger RNA, 1507 nt
Organism: Ostrea edulis (European flat oyster)
Lineage: Eukaryota; Metazoa; Mollusca; Bivalvia; Ostreida; Ostreidae
Product: ninjurin-1-like
Exons: 3
Coding region: 58-690 (210 amino acids)
Biological process (GO): cell adhesion; tissue regeneration
Cellular component (GO): membrane
Source: RefSeq, a predicted model, not a curated record